This is a messenger RNA of Hansenula ciferrii, 1152 nucleotides long. RefSeq lists its product as uncharacterized. The record is from RefSeq and is a predicted model, not a curated record. The transcript has a single exon. The coding region runs from base 1 to 1152 and encodes 383 amino acids. Lineage: Eukaryota; Fungi; Ascomycota; Saccharomycetes; Phaffomycetales; Wickerhamomycetaceae.
AUGUUUGAAUGGUUAAAUGGUAACCAAGAAACUACAACUCAAACCUCACAUAACGAUGAAAUUGGAUUGGAAGUGUCUAGAUAUGAUUCCAUAGAAUAUCUCCAAACUUUAACUAAUGCAAAAUUUGAAGAGCAGUUUGAAAUGUAUUGUUGGCCAUUUACAGGUUCUUUAAGAAAUUAUGGUCUUGUUCGUUGUGAAUCCAAAAAAUUUUGUUCAUUAAUUAUAAAUAAUACACUUUCACCAUCUUUCAAAAUCAAUCAAAUAUUUAACAUAGUUCACUUCAACUCAUCUGGAUAUGAAAGAUGCCUUCUUUAUUUCAUACCUAAAUAUCAAUCAAAUUGGUCUGAAAGAAAAAUCCAAGUUAUGAAUAAUAUAGGUAUUUAUCUUAACAUCAUGAUUAUUAAAAAAAAAGAUAUAACAUUAGAUGAUGUUAUAGCUGAUUUGAAUUUCAAAAUGAAUCAUUCAAUGGAUCAAAGAAUAACAAAUACUAAUGAUCAUCGUGAACAAGAACCUUUAUAUAUCAUGUACAAUCCUGCGUCAGCUAUGAAUCUUUAUCAAAAUGGAAACCUUUCUAAAAUGAUCCAUAUGAUUAAUUUAUAUAAAUCCAAAAUUGAAAACCAUAUAUGGGAAAGUUAUUCAUUAAUAAAAGUUGUUCCUAAACUACAUCAUCAUUAUGCUGCUGCUGGUGAUGAUGUAUUUAAUUCAAAUAAUUAUUUACACCAUGAUGAAUUGGAUUUGAAUAAAGCAAAUGAGGUUUUCUUUUUCAUAAAUACAGCAGCUCAUGAAGUUCAAUAUAGUCAUUAUAAAAAAAUCAUCAAACCAAUUAAUUCAACUGGCUCAACUAAUCAGACUUACUAUGAAUUAAGAAGCCCAACAGAAAUUUUGAUGCAAGUUUUGAAAAAUGGUUUCCGUGGUUGGUUUCCUUAUUUACAAGAGUUGUUGAUAAAUAAGUACUUGAAUAUAGAGGAAAAUAUUAAUAGAAGACCAUCACAUUUUCAGGAAUCUGUUAAAAUUCAUCCAGAUUCAAAUAUAUCUAAAUUUAUUCAAGUUGGAUAUAAAUUAAAUCCGUCAAAUGAAUAUAGAAGACCAGAUUCUGUUUCACUGGGCCCAUUACCAAGUUACGAUGAGAUUUCUGAUUCAGUUGUUAUAUAA